Melanotaenia boesemani (Boeseman's rainbowfish) is the source of this 3401-nucleotide messenger RNA. It is a transcript of the gene rhbdl3, whose product is annotated as rhomboid, veinlet-like 3 (Drosophila). The transcript has 9 exons. Bases 749 to 1996 code for a protein of 415 amino acids. Gene Ontology annotation, cellular component: membrane. Lineage: Eukaryota; Metazoa; Chordata; Actinopteri; Atheriniformes; Melanotaeniidae. Gene Ontology annotation, molecular function: calcium ion binding; serine-type endopeptidase activity. The record is from RefSeq and is a predicted model, not a curated record.
CGCACGGAGCGGAGUCGUUCCGUCUUCUAAAGCCGGACCAACCAGCAGACUCAGUCGGUGCCCCCCUACACACACCUUUCAGUAAUUCCACUGAGGCUUUUGCCUAUCCGUGUACGCCGCGGACAAACCAGACGAACGAGCUCGCUUUGCACCACCGGCAGGCAGAAAACAGCGCGUGCCAAGUGUCAUGACGCACCAAAAAAAUUGGCACAUGCCCGAACUUCUCUCAUCGAGUUUGCCAUGUGCGCACGCUGUUUGAGACGACUUUCACCGGCUGCGGUGCAAGGAAAAGCCACAUGAGACCAAGGUGCGUCAGCCGGAGCGGUUUGUCACCUCUGUCCUGUUGUCACGCUGAAUGAUGAUGUAAUUGUUUCUUUCGGAUGGGUCUUCGCUCAGCUCCUCCUGCGUCGUGUCUUUCUAGGUUUUUUUUUUUUUUUUUAAAAAGAGUAAUUCCAGCCUCCCAAACUUGGAACAUUGCCCCAUUUCGUGGCUCCGCGCCAGCUUCACAAACAUCUGUCUCUCCUGUGCUGUUGUAAAGUCCGGAUGACGCCAUUUGGAGAGAUACUAAAUUAUUACUCAGUUCCUGAAGUUCGUCAACUUUUUUUUCUGUGGAUGAAGAUUUCUUUGCUCUUGGAAUUCCUGGAAUACGCACACGUGUAACGAUUUAUUGCCCAAGCGAGAUGGGAGUAAACUAUACAGCAUGUAGAGUUAGUCAUAAAAGGAUCUAGUCGCUGCUCUCCGUGGAUGUAUGGAGAAGAGCAGCCCGAGGAUGACUGGCGGAACCCGGGAGGCACCGGUCAACAUCUCUCCGGCGGUGGCGGCUAACGCGGAGGGCGAGGAGAUCGAGGUUUUGGAAAGUACCGACGUCCUUCCAAUUGCUCCAGAGGAUGUACAAUGGAAGUCACUAUUUGACAAGUACGAUCCAGAGAAUUCAGGCUUCAUCAGCACAGAGAGGUUCAGGGACUUGCUGGCCACCCACGGCUCUGAGCUCGACCCCCACAAACUAGAAGUACUUCUGGCUCUCGCUGAUGGCAAUGCUGAUGGAAAGAUCUGCUACCAGGACUUUGUUAACCUGAUGAGCAACAAACGCUCCAAUAGUUUCCGGAGGGCCAUCCUGCAGGGCAGCAGGCAGCUAAAAGGCUGCAGUCUCAGAGACGAGGUCAACUUGGGACUGUCCCAGCGGUUUGUCCGCCAUGUUGCCUAUGAGACACUGCCCCGGGAGGUUGACCGCAAGUGGUACUUUGACAGUUACACAUACUGCCCCCCUCCCUGGUUCAUCCUGGCUAUCACCAUAGCUGAGGUAGCAGUGUUCAUGUAUUAUGGAUUCCAACUGGAUCGCUUGGUACUGCAGGUUUCCAGCCCAUCCUUUCUAAAGAGCCCCUUACCUUAUCACCCCCAACUACGAGCCCAGGCCUGGAGGUACUUCAGCUACAUUUUCAUGCAUACUGGGAUUGAACAUUUGAGCCUGAACAUGGCCAUGCAGCUGCUGGUGGGAGUCCCUUUAGAAAUGGUCCAUGGUGCCCUGAGGAUAGGACUGGUCUACGUGUGUGGUGUGCUGGCAGGGUCACUGGCAGUGUCUGUCACCGAUAUGACGGCUCCUGUGGUGGGAUCAUCUGGGGGAGUGUACGCCCUGGUGUCAGCACACUUGGCGAAUGUUGUCAUGAACUGGUCGGGAAUGAAGUGUCAGUUUAAGUUAUUCCGAAUGGCCAUGGCUCUGGUUUGCAUGAGUGUUGAGUUCGGCCGAGCAGUGUGGCUGCGGUUCUACCCCCCGGCUUUCCCACCGUGCCCCAACCCCAGCUUUGUAGCUCACCUGGGGGGAGUGGUGGUCGGCCUGACACUGGGCGUGGUGGUCCUGCAGAACUACGAGCAGCGACUCCAGGAGCAGUCUCUGUUUUGGAUAUUUUUCUGUGUCUACACCUUGUUUGUGCUCUGCGCUGUGUUCUGGAACAUUUUUGCCUACAGCCUGCUUGAUGUGCGAAUUCCCCCUGCACCAUGAGCUGCUCUUUAGAGGCAGACAAAACACCAUAACCCCGCCACCGCCCACCAUUCCUUCAUUGACUGACAGAUGUCCGACUGCCUGGCUUGAUGCGUUGCCUCAGCCCUGACAUUCUGAGCCUCACCUUUUGGUCAUUGACUUGACUGACAUCCCCCUUCCUCCUAUUUUUGUUUUAAAGCAUUACAAGCUAACAUUCAGGCUUUUUGUUUCCACCCCAGCUGUAUGUUUGUGGGACUGCUGUUGAAAACAUGACAUCGGCAAAAAGGAAGCCUAAAAUCGGACAAAAAGCAUCAUUGCUUAAUCUCGUCUGCCUAUUUUUCCUCAAUCCAACGGUGCCUUCUCAUGAAGACAUCAGCCUCCUGAAAGUUUUUCUGCACACUUGCCUCUUGUGUAGGGUGACAGCUCUAAACCCCUACAGUGUAAUACCAGUUUAAGAUAAUAGUUCCUUAAAAUCUUCUCAUCUCUCAAUUAAAAGUGUUGAUUUGAGGGGUUUAGGCUUCAGGUAGUGGGUAUUUUAUCAAUACAAGCAGCUUUUGAGUACAAGUUUGAAUAAAACAGGCAGCAGGAUAGUGAAUGUUUCACUAUACAGAGAGAUCAGAGAUUUUAUAAGCUACAUCCCUCCUUCAGAAGUAAUUAGGAAUUUAUAUUAUGAUGGAAAGUGUGGGCUACUGUUCAGUGUUGCCUUCAGGAUCAGGAUUAAUGAGUUCACCACUAUCUGAACCUCAGUCUUGUGUCAUUUGUGUGCCUGCACGGAGUACCACAAAUGUGUCAUUUUGUGUGCAGAUGAAAAAUCAAGAAGCAGAAGUGGCAUUUAAAAUUGAAACUUUCAGAAAUUAUGCCAAAACAUAACUUAAAGCACCAGGGAGAGAAGUACAGCACCCUAAUAGGCGUAACAUUAAUGUAAGCAAAAGAGUGGGUCGAAUGUAUCAACGAACUUUCUCCAAAAAAAAAGAAAAGAAAAAGAAAAAUCUCACCGACAUCAAAUAAUGCUGUCAGAGAUUUGUUGUUGUUAUCACUGCUAGGUUUUGCAGUGAUUGUAGCAAAGGUAAAGAAAAAUUACAAAGAAGAAAAAUAAAUGUAUUAAUUGAUGGUGAGGUCUAAGUGGAGUUAGACUACUGAGAACAUUCUCAAGUGGAGUUUUCUAGUUAGAAGCACACAUACCUGAGUUCAACUACAUCUGGGCUGGGGUUGUGUCCCCUCUCAUUUCAGGAGGUGAUUGGGCAAUGAUACAAAUCAGUUAGCUGUCAUUAGUUCCGGUCACAACUUGAUUUGUUAAUUCAUUAAACCAAGAUUUAAAAAAAAAAGGAAAAAAAAAAUCAAUGCCAGCCCAGAGCUAUAGGUCUCAAACUGUACUGUAUUUAACCUCAUGUCACACUGUUAACUGCUUUGCACAAACAUAAUAUUG